This is a messenger RNA of Hippopotamus amphibius kiboko, 7840 nucleotides long. It is a transcript of the gene GOLGA4, whose product is annotated as golgin A4. NCBI's taxonomy places the organism in Eukaryota, Metazoa, Chordata, Mammalia, Artiodactyla, Hippopotamidae. The record is from RefSeq and is a predicted model, not a curated record. Gene Ontology annotation, cellular component: Golgi apparatus. Gene Ontology annotation, molecular function: small GTPase binding. The transcript has 26 exons. The coding region runs from base 253 to 7110 and encodes 2285 amino acids. Gene Ontology annotation, biological process: Golgi vesicle transport.
CGCCGCCGCCGCCGCCGGAGCUGAAUGGGGGGCCGAGGCCAGCCGGUGGCACCCGGAAGAGAGAGACGCGGCGGCGGCGACGCCGACACCCGCAGGACGAGUGUCCCGACCCGCCCGCGAGCCCAGGGAGGAGGAGGCGAGGCCCGGCCCCCGCGGUGCCUGGCGUAGAGAACCCUCCGUCGCCGCCGCGGCCGGGUCUCCCAGAGCGCUCGCCCUCAGGUCUCAUCCACUUCCAGGACCCCGCGUCGCGCCAUGUUCAAGAAACUGAAGCAAAAGAUCAGCGAGGAGCAGCAGCAGCAGCUCCAGCAGGCGCUGGUCGCCACUCAGGCUUCCUCCAAUUCUUCAACACCAACGAGAACCAGGAGUAGGACAUCUUCAUUUACAGAGCAACUUGAUGAAGGUACACCCAAUAGAGAGCUCCUAGCCGGGAUGAUAGCAGAGCCUGCUUUUCUCUCUGAGUAUACUAUCUUUGCUUUGGAUUCCUCCAAGCAGCCUAAAACCCAGACUGGCAGUGUGAAUGCAUCUGUCCAAGCCACAAAAUCUCCUGACAGUGUUAAUGGAAGUGAACCCACAACUCCUCAGUCAGGUGACACGCAGUCUUUUGCACAGAAGCUCCAACUCCGGGUGCCUUCCGUGGAGUCUUUGUUUUGGAGUCCAAUAAAGGAGUCUCUAUUCCGAUCUUCCUCUAAAGAGUCUUUGGUGCGAACGUCUUCUAGAGAGUCCCUGAAUCGACUUGACCAGGACUUCUCUGCUGCCACCUUUGAUCCCCCCUCUGAUAUGGAGAGUGAGACUGAAGACUCCCUAGGGAAUUUAGACAGUCUCAGCAAAGAACAGUUGAUCCAGUGGUUGCGAAGAAUGGAACGGAGGUUGAAUGGCUACAAAGGAAAAUGUGCCGAGCUUGUUACAGCUUAUCAGACUCUUCAGAGAGAGAAGAAAAAGCUACAAGGUAUAUUAAGUCAGAGUCAGGAUAAAGCACUUCGGAGGAUUGGAGAGUUAAGAGAGGAGCUCCAAAUGGACCAGCAAGCAAAAAAACAUCUCCAAGAGGAAUUUGAUGCAUCUUUAGAGGAAAAAGAUCAGUAUAUCAGUGUUCUCCAGACCCAGGUUUCUUUGCUGAAACAACGGUUACGAAAUGGCCCAAUGAUUGCUGAUUUACCAAAACCGCUCGCUCAGAUGGAACCAGAGGCUGAAGACGUCGCUAAAGAGAACACAGAUGGUGAUGCAGAGCCAGUGGUGGGAGAUGGAGCCUCUGCGAAGACACUGGAAAUACUUCAGCAGAGAGUUAAGCGUCAAGAGAAUCUACUGCAGCGCUGUAAGGAAACCAUUCGGUCCCAUAAGGAACAGUGUACACUGUUAGCCAGUGAAAAAGAAGCCCUGCAAGAACAACUAGAUGAAAGACUUCAAGAACUAGAAAAGAUGAAGGAGCUUCAUAUGGCUGAGAAGACUAAACUUAUCACUCAGUUGCGUGAUGCAAAGAACUUAAUUGAACAGCUUGAACAAGAUAAGGGAAUGGUAAUAGCAGAGACAAAACGUCAGAUGCAUGAAACCCUGGAAAUGAAAGAAGAAGAAAUUGCCCAACUUCGUAGUCGCAUCAAACAGAUGACUACCCAGGGAGAGGAAUUACGGGAGCAGAAAGAAAAAUCUGAAAGAGCUGCUUUUGAGGAGCUUGAAAAAGCCUUGAGUACAGCCCAAAAAACAGAAGAAGCACGGAGAAAAAUGAAAGCAGAAAUGGAUGAGCAAAUAAAAGCCAUCGAAAAAACAUGUGAGGAGGAGCGUAUCAGACUUCAACAGGAGUUAAGUCGCGUGAAACAGGAGGUUGUUGAUGUAAUGAAAAAAUCCUCAGAACAAAUUGCAAAGUUGCAGAAGCUUCAUGAACAGGAGCUGGCCAGCAAAGAGCAGGAACUGACCAAGAAGUUUCAGACCCAAGAAAGGGAACUUCAGGAGCAAAUGAAAAUAGCUCUUGAGAAAAGUCAGUCAGAAUAUUUGAAGAUCACUCAAGAAAAAGAACAGCAAGGAUCUUUGGCCUUGGAAGAGUUAGAGUUGCAGAAGAAAGCAAUCCUCACAGAGAGUGAAAACAAACUUCGGGACCUUCAGCAAGAAGCAGAGACUUACAGAACUAGAAUUCUUGAAUUAGAAAGUUCUUUGGAAAAAAGCUUGCAAGAAAAUAGAAACCAAUCAGAAGAUUUAACUGUUCAUUUGGAAGCUGAAAAAAAUAAGCACAAUAAAGAAAUUACAAUCAUGGUUGAAAAACACAAGACAGAAUUGGAAAGUCUGCAGCAUCAGCAAGAUAACCUUUGGACUGAAAAACUCCAAGUCUUAAAGCAACAGCAUCAGACUGAAAUGGAAAAACUUAGAGAAAAGUGUGAACAAGAAAAAGUAACAUUGUUGAAUGACAAAGAGAUUCUCUUUCAGGCCCACAUAGAAGAGAUGAACGAAAAGACUUUAGAAAAGCUUGAUGUGAAGCAAACGGAAUUGGAAUCACUGUCGUCCGAACUGUCAGAAGUAUUAAAAGCCCGUGACAGGCUAGAAGAGGAACUUUCUGUACUAAAGGAUCAGGCAGAUAGAGUGAAACAGGAAUUAGAGGCCAAGCUGGAUGAACAGAAGAAUCACCACCAGCAACAGGUUGACAGCAUCAUUAAAGAACAAGAGAUGUCUAUUCAGAGAACUGAGAAGACAUUAAAAGAUGAAAUUAACCAACUUGGGCUUCUUCUGAAAGAAAAGGACAAGCAUUUAAAAGAGCAGCAGGCUCGUGUGGAAAAUCUAGAGGCAGAUAUUAAAAGGUCUGAAGGGGAACUCCAGCAGGCGUCUGCUAAGCUGGAGCUCGUCCAGUCACUGCAGAGCACCAUGCUUGAGCAGGCGGAAGCGUAUGAGGGGCAGUUGGCCCAGUUGCAGCAGAAGUUGUUGGAUUCAGAAACAGAAAGAAUUCUCUUUACCAAACAGGUAGCUGAAGUUGACACUCAGAAGAAAGAUGUUUGUGCCGAGUUGGAUGCUCACAAAAUCAAGGUGCGGGACUUAAUGCAGCAACUUGAAAAACAGAGUAGUGAAAUGGAAGAAAAAGUAAACUCUUUAACCCAACACUAUGAGUCCCAACUCAAGGAUAAUAGCGUAGAGCAGGAACAAACAAGGAAACUCUUAAUGGAAAAGGAAAAUGUAAUUUUACAAAUGAGAGAAGGACAGAGCAAAGAAAUUGAAAUAGUCAAACAGAAAUUAUCAGCCAAGGAGGACAGUAUUCGUGUUUUGCAAGAGGAAUAUGAAACCAAAUUUAAAAAUCAAGAGAAAAAGAUGGAAAAAAUUAUGCAGAAAGCAAAGGAGAUGCAAGAAACGUUAAAGAAGAAACUGUUGGAUCAAGAAGCCAAACUUAAAAAAGAGCUUGAAAAUACUGCUCUGGAGCUCAGUCAGAAAGAAACACAGUUCAAUGCCAGAAUUUUGGAAAUGGCACAGGCUAACUCAGCUGGAAUCAAUGAUGCAGUGUCAAGACUGGAGACAAACCAAAAGGAGCAAAUAGAAAGACUUACCGAGGUGCACAGGCGAGAACUCAGUGAUGUCACUGCAGUGUGGGAGCGGAAACUUAAUCAGCAAGCUGAAGAACUUCAGGAAAAACAUGAAAUCCAGUUACAGGAAAAAGAGCAAGAGGUAGCAGAACUGAAGCAGAAGAUCCUCAUAUUUGGGUGUGAAAAAGAAGAGAUGAACAAGGAAAUGGCAUGGCUGAAGGAGGAGGGUGCUAAACAGGCUACGGUGUUGAAGGAAUUACAGGAACGAUUAACCCAGGAGGCUGCUCACACGGAUUCUUUCUCACAGAAUGAAGCGAAACUGAAAGCUGAGCUUGAGAAGCUGGGGGUUGACUUGAAUCACUCUCUGAAGGAAAAUACUUUUCUUCAAGAGCAGGUAGUUGAAUUGAAGAUGCUGGCAGAGAAAGAUAAGCUUAAGGUUUCUGAGUUGACCGAAAAGCUGAAAACCACAGAUGAAGAAUUCCAGUGUUUGAAAUCUUCACAUGACAGAAGUAAGAAAAGCCUAGAAGACAGAAGCUCAGAAUUCAGAAAACUGUGCGAGGAGUUAGCAGUUCAGCUGGACAUUUACUCCAAGAAAACGGAAGCCUUGUUACAAGCGAAAACAAGCGAGCUCGUCAACAUUAGUAGUAGUAAAAUUAAUGCCAUUCUCUCUAGGAUCUCCCAUUGUCAGCACCACACAAAUAAAGUUAAGGAGGCACUGCUAAGUAAAACUUGCAAAGUGUCUGAAUUAGAAGCACAACUUAGACAGCUAACAGAAGAGCAAAAUACACUAAAUAGUUCUUUUCAACACGCUACACGUCAGUUGGAAGAAAAAGAAAGUCAGAUUAAGAGCAUGAAGGCCGAUAUCGAAGGUCUUCUAACAGAAAAAGAAGCCUUACAGAAGGAAGGAGGCAGUCAGCAACAGGCUGCCUCAGAAAAGGAGUCUUGCAUCACACAGUUGAAGAAGGAGUUAUCAGAAAACAUCAAUGCUGUCACCCUGAUGAAAGAAGAGCUUAAAGAAAAAAAAGCUGAGAUCAGCAAUCUUAGCAAACAGCUCACUGACUUGAACGCGCAACUUCAGAAUAGCAUCAGCCUAACUGAAAAAGAAGCAGCCAUGUUGUCACUAAGUAAGCGACAUGAUGAAGCACAACAGGAACUGCUAGAUCAGGUGCGGGAUUUGUCCUUGAAAGUUGAAACUCUGAGUAUAGAGAAAACUUCUGCUCUUGAUCAGGUGGAUCAUUUGUCCAACAAAUUCUCAGAGUGGAAGAAGAAAGCACAGUCAAGACUUACACAAUAUCAAAAUACUAGUAAAGAAUUGCAGGUGCAGCUUGAGUUAAAAACAAAGGAAACCAGUGAAAAGGAUGAGCAGAUCACUAUAUUGAAGGAGGACCUUGUUCAGCAAAAGAAAAGAUUUGAAUAUUUAAAGGGUGAAAUGGAAGAUAAGAAGAGUGAGAUGGAGAAAAAGGAAUGUAAUUUAGAGACUGAGUUAAAAACUCAAACAGCAAGAAUUGUGGAAUUAGAGGAGCAUGUUACUCAGAAAACAAUUGAAAUUGAGUCCUUAAAUGAAGUUCUUAAAAAUUACAAUCAACAAAAGGAUAUCGAACAGAAAGAAAUGAUUCAGAAACUUCAACACAUUCAAGAAUUAGAAGAGGAAAAGGACAACAGAGUUAAAGAGGCUGAAGAAAAAGUCUUGAGACUUGAAAAGCAAGCAUCUUCCAUGAAAUCUGAACUUGAAUCUAUGAAGAAAGAAUUGGAACAUGUGAAUUCAGUUGUGAAAAGCAAAGAAGAGGAGUUGAAGGCAUUGGAAGAUAGACUUGAGUUAGAAAGUGCUACGAAAUUAGCGGAACUGAAGAAGAAAGCGGAACAAAAAAUUGCUGCCAUCAAGAAGCAGUUGUUAUCUCAAAUGGAAGAGAAAGAACAGCAACAUAGAAAAGACAGAGAAGGCCAUCUGAGUGAGCUGAAUGCAAAAUUGCAGGAAAGAGAGAGAGAAAUUCACAUCUUGGAAGGAAAACUCAAGUCGGUGGGAAGUUCACCACAAUCAGAAACAUCAGUUGUACCCAGAUGGGCAGAAAAUGUGGCAGCAUGUACUAAGCAAGAAGAAGCAGGUUCCCAAGGCUGUGUGCAGAAGGCAUGUGAAGAAAAAAUCAGUGUUUUACAAAGAAAUUUAAUUGAAAAGGAAGAGCUGUUGCAGAGGCUAGAGCAGGAAAAAGAAGAGAGAAUUUCUUCUCUUUCUGAAAUGCAGUGCAAAUACCAAGAGCUCUUAAUAAAGAUAAAACAGGCUGAAGCAAAGCAACACGAGGAUCAAGUGAUGAUAAAUCAGCUUCAAGAAGAACUUGAAGAAAAAACCAAGUACUCCUUGUUAGUAUCCCAGCAUGUGGAAGAAGAGGGAGGUAAAAACAACAUAGGGGCAAAGCAGAACUUGGAAAAUGUGGUUGAUGGUGUCCAGAAAACCCUCCAGGAGAAGGACUUGAGCUGUCAGAUAUUGGAGCAAAAGAUAAAAGAGCUGGAUUCCUGCUUAUUGAGAGAGAGGGAAGGACAUCGAGUUGAAAUCGAAUCAUUGACCUCAAAACUUGAAAGAUUACAAGCUUUGCAACAACGGAUGGAUGGAAAAAGUAAACCCACGGAGGUUUUGGAAGAAAGUGCUGAAGAAAAGUCCAAAUCGCAUAUGGUCCAGCCCAGCUUGCUUGGUCACACGGAGGCGGAGCACAAUGACCUGGAGUUUAAGUUAGCAGGGGCAGAGCAGGAGAAGCGGAAGCUGAGCCAGGAGGUGGUGAAACUGCAGAAAGAUCUUCGAAUGUUGCGGAAGGAGCAUCAGCAAGAGCUGGAUAUAGUAAAGAAAGAGUAUGAACAAGAAAUGGAAGAGAAAAUCAAACAGGAGCAGGAAGAUCUUGAAUUGAAGCACAAUUCCACAUUAAAACAGCUGAUGAGGGAGUUUCAUACACAGCUGGCACAAAAGGAACAGGAGCUGGAAAUGACCGUAAAAGAGACCAUCGAUAAAGCCCAGGAAGUGGAGGCUGAGCUUUUGGAAAGCCAUCAAGAGGAGACAAAUCAGUUAUAUAAAAAAAUUGCAGAGAAAGAAGAUGAUCUAAAAAGAACAGCCAAAAGAUAUGAAGAAAUCCUUGAUGCUCGUGAAGAAGAAAUGACUGCAAAAGUAAUGGAUCUACAGACUCAACUUGAGGAGCUGCAGAAGAAAUACAAGCAAAGGCUAGAGCAGGAGGAGAACCCCGGCGAUGAUAAAGUAACAAUUAUGGAGCUACAGACACAACUAGCACAGAAGACUACUCUCAUCAGUGAUUCAAAGUUGAAAGAGCAGGAGUUCAGAGAACAGAUUCACAAUUUAGAAGAUCGUUUGAGGAAAUAUGAAAAGAAUGUAUAUACAACAACUGUGGGAACACCUUACAAAGGUGGCAAUUUGUACCAUACUGAUGUCUCGCUCUUUGGAGAACCUACCGAGUUUGAGUAUUUGCGAAAAGUGCUUUUUGAGUAUAUGAUGGGUCGUGAGACUAAGACCAUGGCAAAGGUUAUAACCACUGUACUGAAGUUCCCUGAUGAUCAGACUCAGAAAAUUUUGGAAAGAGAAGAUGCUCGGCUCAUGUAUACUUCACCUCGCAGUGGUAUCUUCUGAGUAAACCAUCAGUCUGUGCUUAGUUAGCAUGUGUCAUGGCUCCGGCCUUCAACUUGAAGAAGUGGGGAGAGAGAUGUUGGGCAGGCCUAGGAAACCGCACGUUUGGCACAUUUGCUGUUCUUAGAGAACGAAGCUGUUUUUCAGGGCCCCUCAUGUAGCCGGAAGAUCAAGAAAAAUCUGACACUGGCCCACAGAAAGAUUGCAGACUGCCUUUAAAAAAGAUUAUAUCAGUGGAGAAAUGGUGAUGGUUUUGCGGGGGUUUUCCUUCAGUUUUUCUGUUGGGAAGAGUUCUGUGUUGUUUAGAAGAUAUUUUAAAUAACUUAACCUGAUUUAUGGGCUCGUUGAAUGUUCCUUUCUUCCAUUCUUUCUGUCCCUCUUUUUAAAGAACUGCUUGCCUUUCCUAUUUAUUUUUAGGGUGAUUUUUUUUAAAGACUUGUGCAAUACAUUUUGAGGUGAAACUUAGUGGAUUUUUUUCUGAUAAAUUAGAGCAUUUAAUUGACUAUUUUAUCCACAUUGAUUUGUUGAAUAUUUGCUAAAGACUAGUUCUUUAAGCUAUGAUAUAUGAUAAAUCGAAAUGGCAGUACCUCAUUGUUUACUUAGCUUUUGUACUUAUAUUUUUCAGAGGAAAAAAAUACUACUGUAAAUUGUAAAUAGUUAAUACAUAACUGUAUCGUAUGAAGAUCUGUGACUGUUGGCAAUGUCAUCUCAGAAGAACAGAUAAAUAAAGUUU